Lycium ferocissimum is the source of this 2355-nucleotide messenger RNA. Its product is annotated as norbelladine synthase-like. The coding region runs from base 1330 to 1815 and encodes 161 amino acids. Gene Ontology annotation, molecular function: abscisic acid binding; protein phosphatase inhibitor activity; signaling receptor activity. The transcript has a single exon. Gene Ontology annotation, biological process: abscisic acid-activated signaling pathway; defense response. NCBI's taxonomy places the organism in Eukaryota, Viridiplantae, Streptophyta, Magnoliopsida, Solanales, Solanaceae. Gene Ontology annotation, cellular component: nucleus; cytoplasm. The record is from RefSeq and is a predicted model, not a curated record.
UUCCUCUUUACUCACUUUCUUAUUUGUAUUAUUUAUGAAACUGCCCCAAGUGGAGUGGAAAUAGAGUUUUCAUAUAGCCGACCCCAACUAGUGUGAAAUUGAGGCGUAGUAACUGUUAGGGGUGGUUUGGUAGCUGGUUCGAGUUAUGCAGGUGUUAGUAAUACAUGGAUUAGUUAUGAGAGAAUCUAUGUAUUAUUUUAUGCAGGGUUUAGUUAUUCAUGUAUUAGUUAUUCUAAGCUCAGAGUUCCAUUAGUAUAAAUUAGUAGUUGGUAUUUUCCGAUUUAGUGUCUUUUGUGUUACUAUACUCAAAGUUACUAGACUUCUGUGUUAGAAAAGAUAGUUAACUAGUGGUUGGUAUUUUCCUCUUUACUUGCUUUCUUAUUUGUAUUACUCCCUCCGGAUCAAAAAAAGAGUCCACUUCGCCUUUUUUUCUUGGAUAAAAAAAAGAGUCCACUUAGCAAAUCAAGAAAGAAUUAAACUUGUUUUUCCAUAUUUGCCCCUAUUAAGUGUUAUAUGAUCAAAUCCCAAUGCCUAUUUAAUUAGGGUUAGUUUAGUCAAAUUACCUAUUUUUGUCUAGUAGUUAGUAUUUUUUUAAGGGGUGUGCAAAUGGCUAAGUGGACUCUUUUUUUGAUCCGGAGGGAGUAUUGUUUAUGAAAUAAAUAGUGACCCCAACUAGUAUGGAAUUUAGGCGUUGUAAAAGUUAUUGUAUUGUUGUUUCUACUAUCUUCUUGUUCCCAAACCAAAAGAUAUAAGGUUUGCUCUUGUUUAUUUGCCUUUAAUAAACUAGGAGUUCAUAGUUAGUAGGUGUUUGGCUAUAAAUUUCGGAUAUUUUUCACUUUAUUUGGAAUUUAUGAAGUUGGAGUUGUGUUUGGUUAUACUUUUAGCAAAGGAGAGAAGAGAGGAUUUUAUUUGGAAUUUAUGAAGAUGGAGUUGGAAAACAGGUUUUGAGUACUUUUCCAAUUUGAAAAUUUUAUAGCCAAACACUGAUUUUGAAAUACAGUGAAAAAAUAUUCCGGGAAAAAAUGAAUAAUUCUCAUGACUAGAGAGGUCUUUAGAUUAGUAUAAAUUAGUAGUAGUUGUUUAGGCCCCAAAAAUUGAGCAGAAAUGUUGGUUGUUGCUAAAAAUGCAUUGAAUAAUCAGCUGGCCAGCUGUUACAGAGUGUUUGGAAUCUGUGAAACUAUAUUCUCUUUGUGUGCACCUUUGUCUUGAUGUGGAAUUUGAGACCCUUUUAAGCUCCAAUACUAGUAGUCUUUAUUUGUGUAGGGGUACAUCAAAGAGCAUUUUCAAUAAUUUAAACACAUUGCAUUAGUCUUAGAACAACUAAAAAUUAUGUUUGGAACGAUUUCUGAAGAGAUUGAAGUAGCUGUGCCUGCUAGUGAAGCUUGGAAGGUUUAUGGCACGCUUCGACUGGCCAAUAUUGUGGUCAAAGAGCUCCCUCAUGUCCUACACGAGGUUGACGUAAUUGAAGGUGAUGGCGGUGUUGGGACAGUCCUCAAACUAACCUUUCCACCUGGCACUCCGCUGUUUACCUAUUCCAAGGAAAAGUUUACUGUUGUGGAUAAUGAGAAGCGGGUAAAAGUAGCUUUGGUUGUGGAAGGUGGGCUUCUUGAUCACGGAUUCACUUUCUUUCAGGUCCGUUUUGAUGUCAUAGAAAAGUAUGAAACAACAUGCAUCACCAAAACCACGAUUGAGUAUGAGGUCAAGGAAGACGCAGCUGCUAAUGUUUCAUUAGUUAGUAUUCAAACUUUUGUGACCAUAAUGGAAACUGUUGCUAAGUAUCUAACUCAGCAGAAAGAUGGUCAAUCAUCUGCUUGAUCUCUUUGUUUCUGUUAAGCCCGUGUGGGUGUAAAUUCAUGGAAUAACUUAUAAGUUUGUAUUUGUGUAUUAAAAAGAAUAAAAUAAGAACCUCACAAUCGCUGAUUUUAUUAAAUAUGAGAUAACUAACAUCACAGGAUAGUAAUUAGCUGUCUAUUACCUUAUUAAGGAAAAGAUGCUGGAGUUUCAUAAAGAGUUGGUCAAGGUUCUAGGAUGAGAUGGUUUCUACUGGGUGUCUCUGAUGAUUGUUAUGCGGAGCUUCUUGUUCUGAGGGUCACAGAAAUUCGAAGUUAAUUUAUAAAUACUAACAAAGGUUGUCAAAAUAUAGUCAAUCAUAAAAUUAGAUCUGGACUUGAGAUUAAUGUUUCUUUCUCCAACUUAAUCAAUCACAUUGCGGAAAUUCAGAUUGAAUUUACUAGUGCUGACAAUUUUGUUAACACAUUUAAUUAACGGAACUGUGAUACCUGGUAUUUCGGCUAGUUGGUUUUCCAACAUGGAGGCUUAUCAGAUUGGUCAUGACUCUCGUACAAUGUGUGCAAC